This is a messenger RNA of Rubroshorea leprosula, 1573 nucleotides long. The record is from the annotation of a GenBank genome assembly. Lineage: Eukaryota; Viridiplantae; Streptophyta; Magnoliopsida; Malvales; Dipterocarpaceae.
AUCUUCUUCCUCCCGACUCCCCUGCAACCCGACAAGCCCCCCCUCAGCUGCUGACCGCCCUCUCUUGAGGAAAAUUGGCAAGAGCUUAAAUUUUUCCCUUGCUUUCUUGUCCAAGAACAAGAAUUAGGACCUAGAAGCCUCCUGAAGUAAGAAAAAUCCCAAAUCUAGCUGCCUUCCUCCUCCCCUGUCGUCGAUUUCAGCUUGGUGUGGAUGUGAAUUUCUCAGUUUUUGGUUGCCGUGAGUUCCUCCAUUUCUUUUUCCCAUCGGCUUCCUUCCCAGCCAGACCCGAUACUACUUGCCGGAAGAUUUUGGGUUCUUGAGUGUUCUGUCACCCGAGCACUUAGCUUGAGUUUCCGGCAUUACGGAUUCGAGGUAAGUAAAUUAUGGUAAUGCCCUUUGAUUUCAAAGCAUGUUUUUAAUUGUUUUUGAGAUGGUAGCAAGAUUUAAAUUGAUUUUAUUAGCACCGAGCAUGAUUGGUUUGAAAUGAAAUUGUUUUCAUUUGCAUUGAGUAGAGUAUGCCUACUUGGAAUUGACUGAACUGCCUUGAUGAAUUGAGAAUUUUGUAAAUUCCAAGUUUUUCUGUUAAAUCCAUGUUCACAUGGAAAUUUUUCGGUUUAUUUCUGAAAUUUUAGAUUGAUUGUGAAUUACAGAUUUUUUUGUAAAUCUUGCAUGGUUUUGUCUCUGAUAUGAUCAUGAUUACUGAUGCCCGCCAGUGGAAGUUUGCAAACGCUGGCACAUGUCGACAUGUUUACUGAUAUAACCGGUUCAUUCUGUAAUCCUACCAAUGGGAUAAUACAUUGGUGAUUACUGACGCCUGCCAAUGGGCAAAUACAGUGGUAAUUACUGACGCUUGCAAGUGGGAGUUUGUUAAACACUGGUUAUUACUGAUGUCUGCCAGUGGGAGUUGUUAAACACUAGUUAUUAUUGACACCUGCCAAUGGGAGUUUGUUAAACACUGGCCAUGACUUAUAGAUGAGACUACUAUUGAAUUUUAUUCUGCAUUAAUGGUUUAUCAUUGAACGCUUUGUUAUUGAUUUAUAGAUGAGAAUAUUACUAAAUUUUCUUUUGCAUUAAUGGUUUGUCAUUGAACGCUUUGUUAUUGAACUGAAUCUGAUUUUGUAUUAACGGUUUCUCAUUGAACAUUUUGUUAUGUUAAACUGUUUAUCAAGCAUGCUAAAAAGUUUUACUCAAGGGCUAUCCAUAUUUAUUUACUGAGUUAUCUCAUAGUUUUUCCUUGUCCACCAUUUUAGGAAGCGAAGUCAAGGACGGGAAAAAACGAAGGGAGUGACGAGUUAGAAGGCUAGCCAUCUUGUAAAUUGAACAUGAAUUUUAGAUAUAAAUCAUGAUAUUGUAAGCUAGACUUUAUUUGGACAUUUUAUGAUAGCAGGGUAAAUUUUAAAAUUUUAUCUUCAGAUUUUGUGGUAUCAGAUUGUGAUAUGAUAAGUUCCGAGCCUUGAGCAUUUGUGGGACCCUUUCACAAGUGUAAUACAUCUACCACAUCCUCGGAUUUGGGUUUUGGGGCGUGAUAUGCCAAUAGUUGGCGGUAUUGAUCCAAUAAAACUGUUAUUGUAGA